CGAAGCCCGCAGCGCGGCCUCACCGGCCGCGGGCGAGUAAUGCACCCGCCCUGCUGCUUGCAGGGCGGGCGAAGAUGGGUCCGGCAGCUCGGCCUCGCCGGCCGCCAGGAGAGCACCCACCUCGCAACCAGCGGGUUGGGCAGGAGGCGAAGCCCGCGGCGCGGCCUGGCCGGCCACAGGAAUUUGAGAAGAUUCCAAUGUUCAUGAAGAAAGGUCCUUCUGAAGUAGAUCCUAAGCAUAAUCCCGACUUGGCUUGCCUUCAGUCUAUAAUUUUUGACGAAGAGCAAACUCUUGAAGAGCAAGCAAUGACUUAUAAGAAUGAAGGCAAUGAUUACUUCAAGGAAAAGGAUUAUAAGAAGGCUGUGAUAUCAUAUACAGAAGGACUAAAAAAGAAAUGUAGUGACCAAGAAUUGAAUGCAGUGCUUCAUACUAACAGAGCUGCAGCCCAGUUUUAUUUGGGCAGCUAUCGCUCAGCUCUCAAUGAUGCUACUGCAGCCAGAAAGCUCAAGCCCAACCACCUCAAAGCUAUAAUAAGAGGAGUCCUGUGCCAUUUGGAACUCAAGCAUUUUUCUGAAGCCAUGACGUGGUGUGAGGAGGGACUGAGAAUAGAUCCAAAAGAGAAGAAACUCCUAGAAACAAGAGCUAAAGCUGACCAACUAAAGCGUACUGGAGAGAGAGAUCUGAGAAAAGCCAGAUUCUUGGAGAAGAAGGAACAGGCUCAGAAAGAUGCUGUAUUCAAAGCUAUCCAGGAUCGCAAUAUCAAUUUUUUGCCAGAAUCUUGUAAGGAUGACAAUGUAAUACCAGCAGAUUUGGCUGAGAUGUCUUUAAAUGGCUUGAGCUCAAAGAGUGCAGCUGGUCCCAGGGUCUGUCUUGAUGAAAAUGGUAGCCUUUCCUGGCCAGUGUUGUUCUUGUAUCCUGAGUAUGGGCAAAGUGAUUUAAUCUCUGCUUUUCAUGAGGAAUCCAGAUUUAUCGAACAUUUAAUGGUCAUGUUUGAAGAGCUACCUCCCUGGGAUACAGAAAGAAAAUAUUAUCCUAGUGAAUUAGAGCUUUAUUAUGAGGAUGAAGAAAGAGAAGAGAUACAUCAGAUAUGCCCCCAAUCCACAUUGUUGCAAGUGCUGCAGCACCAAAGGUACUUUGUGAAAGCUGGGACUCCUACUUUUUUGGUUUUGGUAAAAUUUGCUCCUUUCUCUAAAAACUACUUUGCGGGGAAGAAAGUUCACUGUCUUAAGUGAACAAAUACGAACUUUUCUUGAAAGGACAAAACCAGCACAUACUAUGACAAGCAUGGUUUAACUUUCUAAACAGGAACGUCUUGAACGUGUGUACUUUUCUUUUCUACAGUCACAAUGACAAUUGAAUAGAACAUGUCCUGCCAGUCCACAGGAAGGAAUGUAAAACACUUGAGGGUUAACAAGGCUGCAGAACUGAAACUGGCAUUUAUUACAGUUCCUCAUUUUACAAAAUAAUACAUGUGAUAACCUGAUUUUCAAAUGAAGAAUCUGGUUCUCUCUCAAGGUAUACAGCUUGCCAUAUCUACAGUCGUUGGUUGGUAAUUCUAUGCAGUGGUGGUGAACCUUUGGCACUCCAGAUGUUAUGGACUACAAUUCCCAUCGGCCCCUGCCAGCCUGUUAUACAGGCUCUUGGGUUUACAGGCUUACUGAAAAUAAAUACUAAUUUAAAGAGGA
Molecule: messenger RNA, 1685 nt
Organism: Sphaerodactylus townsendi
Lineage: Eukaryota; Metazoa; Chordata; Lepidosauria; Squamata; Sphaerodactylidae
Gene: TTC4
Product: tetratricopeptide repeat domain 4
Exons: 10
Coding region: 75-1232 (385 amino acids)
Molecular function (GO): Hsp90 protein binding
Source: RefSeq, a predicted model, not a curated record